This is a messenger RNA of Cylindrotheca closterium, 1575 nucleotides long. The record is from the annotation of a GenBank genome assembly. Lineage: Eukaryota; Bacillariophyta; Bacillariophyceae; Bacillariales; Bacillariaceae.
AUGACUGAACAACAAAAUGGCGAGGUCUUUGGCAGCUUCGCCAAGGGUGUUGGAUCCUUUUUUGGAGCCGUUAAGAAGGGAGUUGUAAAUAGGCAAGAGGAAAUCAGACAGGCCCGUGAAGCCAGGGAAUUUGGAAAGGUUUGGGAUAGAGAAAAGAAGGCUUGGGUAUUCUACUUUUUGGAUAAGGAAUGGGAGGAACUUAUGGAAAAGCAAAAGAAAUUGAAUCCAGGUGGCUCUACUAUCAGCGCCGGUGGAGAGGACGAACGAGAAGUCAAGGAUCGAGCGUACUAUGAUUUGUUGGGAGUAUCCACCAAUGCCACGAGUGGAGAAAUGAAAAAGGCAUACUACAAGAAAGCAAGAACCUGUCACCCCGAUAAAAAUCCAGAUGAUCCAGAAGCUGCCAAGAAGUUUCAAGAGUUGGGUCAUGCUUACAAUAUCUUGAGCAACGAAGAAAUGAGAGCAAGCUAUGACAAACAUGGUCCGAUGGAAGGCAAUGGGAAUGAAAAUGCUGAAAUGGACCCAAUGGUCUUCUUCAAUGUCAUGUUUGGAUCAACACUCGUGGAGAAAUAUAUUGGGGAACUUUGGAUUGCCGGAACUGCCGAUUCCAUGUUGAAGGACGACAUGAAAGACGGAUCAGACGCAAUGGACAUGGAAACUUAUGAGAAAAUGUCAGCCGAAGAUCGCGAGAAAAAAAUGGAGGAACGAAUGUCCAAAAUGAGAGAAGAGACUGAUUUUAAAAGUGCAAAACGACAAGUUCAGUGUGCCAAACACUUGAGAACUCGGGUGCAAGAAUUUGAAGACAUUGACUACAGCAAAAUAAUUAACAUGGGAAAGGUCGAAGAAUAUGUCAAGGGAUGCAACGAAGAAGCUGUCGAAAUUGCAAAGGGAGCUCAAGGAGCCAUGUAUCUUCAAGCGAUUGGAUUCUCAUUGGAGGUUAACGCGGAAGCAUAUUUGGGAUUUGAAGGCAGUGUUUUGGGCCUCGGUGGUCACUGGGCGAGGACCAAGCAGAAUACAAGUGCCAUUGGAGGGAAUAUGAAGCUUCUUGGUGCUGGCAUUCGGGCGGCCACAGCAGGGGCGCGAGCAAUGAAUCAGGCGGAGUCCCUUAAUAGGGAUGUUGAAGAGUCUGGGCUUUUGGACGAGCAACAGGCUGCCGCACAGAUGCAGAUGCAAAUUGAUGGGUCUCUUCCAGUAUUUCUCGAAUUUGUCUGGGCUAUCAACAAACGUGAUAUUCAAAGCACGCUAGUUGAGGUGUGCAAGAAGUUGUUCGAUGAUGCUACAGUUCCAAAAGAAAUCCGUCUUCGACGAGCAGAAGGUGUUCGUCUGUUGGGUAAGGAAUUCCGAAAGGUUGGAUAUGCUUUUGCAAGACUAAACAAGAAUACCAUGGACGCUGAUGAGAUCAAAGCAAAAAUGUCCGUUGCAGCCAUGGCAACGAUGGCAAAGGCACAGGGACAAGAAAUGACUGAGGAAGAUCAACAGGAGUUGAUGAAGCAAGCGAAGGAAGAGAUGAAGAAUGCUCCACCUUCGUUCAAAAACAAUGGACAAAGUCCACAAAAAACAGAUGGUGAAACAAUGUAG